Messenger RNA from Morus notabilis, 1537 nucleotides. RefSeq names its product metacaspase-4. The transcript has 2 exons. Bases 82 to 1380 code for a protein of 432 amino acids. Gene Ontology annotation, biological process: proteolysis. NCBI's taxonomy places the organism in Eukaryota, Viridiplantae, Streptophyta, Magnoliopsida, Rosales, Moraceae. Gene Ontology annotation, molecular function: cysteine-type endopeptidase activity. The record is from RefSeq and is a predicted model, not a curated record.
UACGAGACACCAAAGCGUGUCCUUUUCGGAGGCAAAAGCGCGACAGAACACAGCCAAACAGUCGGAGAGUUUUAGAGAGAGAUGGGGAAGAAAGCGGUGCUGAUCGGAUGCAACUAUCCGGGAACGAAGGCGGAGCUGAGAGGAUGCAUCAACGACGUCAAGAGGAUGUACAACUGCCUUAUCGAGCGAUUCGGUUUCUCCGAAGACGACAUCACCGUUCUCAUCGACAGCGACGACUCCUACACUCAGCCCACCGGCAAGAACACCCGCCAGGCUCUCGCCGCUCUCAUCCAGUCGGCGGAGCCAGGGGACUUCCUCUUCGUCCACUACAGCGGCCAUGGCACCAGACUUCCGGCCGAGACCGGCGAGGACGACGACACUGGCUACGACGAGUGCAUCGUCCCCUGCGACAUGAAUCUCAUCACUGAUGACGACUUCAGGGGUUUUGUGGACCAAAUUCCGGAAGGAUGCAGGAUAACAAUUGUGUCAGAUUCCUGCCACAGCGGUGGCCUAAUCGACGAAGCCAAAGAACAAAUAGGCGAGAGCACCAAGCGCGAUGACGAUGAAUCUGAAUCCUCUUUUGGAUUCAAGAAGUUCCUGCAUCGAAAAGUUGAAGACGCAAUUGAAUCUCGCGGAAUCCACAUCCCUUCUGCCUUUCGCCACACUCGUCGUGGAAACCAUGAUGACGGCAAUGACGAAGAAGAAGAGGAUGGUAGCAUUAGAGAGACCGAGAUUUAUGGAGAGGAGGGCUCAAUCAGGGUCAAGAGCAGGUCCCUGCCGCUCUCCACUCUCAUAGAAGUGUUGAAACAGAAAACUGGCAAAGAUGACAUUGAUGUUGGGAAGCUAAGGCCCACCCUCUUCGAUGUCUUUGGAGAAGAUGCCAGCCCUAAGGUUAAGAAGUUCAUGAAGGUCAUUCUAAACAAGCUCAAGCACGGUGGCGAUGAUGAUAGAGGCAACAGUGGUGGUGGUGGUGGCAGUUUCUUUGGGAUGGUGGGGAGCCUGGCUCAGGAGUUUCUCAAGCAUAAGCUCGAAGACAACGAUGAAGAAGAGUAUGCAAAGCCAGCAUUGGAGACUCAGGUUGGCAGCAAGCAGGAGGUGUAUGCUGGAUCGAGCAAGCGGGAACUGCCCGAUGGUGGGAUCCUGAUCAGCGGCUGUCAGACUGACCAAACAUCUGCAGAUGCAACUCCAGGAGGGAACACCGACGAGGCUUACGGAGCUCUGAGCAACGCAAUCCAGACCAUCAUUGCUGAAACCGAUGGCAAUGUUUCUAACCACGAGCUUGUCGUUAAGGCAAGGAGAGUGCUCAAGAGCCAAGGCUUCACUCAGCAGCCUGGCCUCUAUUGCAGCGACCAUCAUGUUAAUUCUGGUUUUGUGUGCUGAUGAUCAUAUCAUAUGAUCUUCAAAGUUGUCUUUUGUUUAAGAUUACAGCAAAGACGAAUAAAGAUGGUUUUAUGUAUAUGGGUUUGGAGAUGUGCUUUUGUGCUUUUUGUGGCCUGUAAUCUUUUGGAUUUUGGAGAGUGGAAACUUUGGACAAAAA